Molecule: messenger RNA, 1122 nt
Organism: Vicia villosa (hairy vetch)
Lineage: Eukaryota; Viridiplantae; Streptophyta; Magnoliopsida; Fabales; Fabaceae
Product: reticulon-like protein B3
Exons: 5
Coding region: 82-876 (264 amino acids)
Source: RefSeq, a predicted model, not a curated record
UUUCUCAACUCUCACCUAAACCGAAAGAACUCUUUCCCCCAAUUUUGUACCUUUUCCUAAGAUUUAGGGUUUCAGAGAAAAAUGGCUGACGAAUCCGGAAGCACCGUGACGGCAGCGAGUGGCGGCGAUUCAUUGCUUGAAAAGAUCACCGAGAAGCUUCACUUUGACGAAUCAUCCUCCGAUUCCGAUUCCGAUUCCGAUUCUCAUUCCGAAUCUGUUAAACCGGCUGCUUCGUCUGUUAAGGACAAGGUUUUUCGCCUUUUUGGAAGGGAGAAGCCCGUUCAUUCCGUUCUCGGCGGCGGAAAGUCUGCUGAUGUCUUCUUAUGGAAGAACAAGAAGAUAUCUGCUGGUGCACUCGGUGUAGCAACUGCUAUUUGGGUGUUUUUUGAGCUGCUUGAGUAUCACUUUCUUACGCUCAUUUGUCACAGUUCGAUUUUGGUUCUUGCACUAUUGUUCUUGUGGUCCAAUGCUCAUACAUUUAUUCACAAGACUCCACCUCACAUCCCGGUAGUUCAUAUUCCUGAGGAACCAUUUCUGGAGUUUGCAGCUGUAUUGAGAAUUGAAAUUAACAGAGGAUUUUCUGCCUUGCGUGAUAUUGGUUCUGGAAGAGAUUUGAAGAAAUUCCUCGGUGUUGUUGUUAGCUUGUGGAUUCUAUCAAAAUUGGGAAACUCGGCCAAUUUCUUGACCUUGUUCUACAUAAUCUUUGUUCUGUUGCACACGGUUCCUUUCUUUUAUGAUAAGUUUGAGGACAAGGUAGACCCUCUGGCCGAAAAGGCGUUCAUCGAGAUUAAAAAGCAGUAUGCAGUGUUUGAUGAAAAGGUCUUGAGUAAGGCCUUGAGUAAGAUCCCAAGUUCAUUGAAAGGCAAGUUAGCUUAGUGCUUAAGAAUCUAUCUUCCUGAUAGAAGAAAAAAGAAGUUUCUCUUGAAUGCCUUUGAAUGCCAUUAUACAGAGCCUUGUUUUGUAGUUUUUUUUAUAGGCGGGUAUUGAUACUCGAGCCGAUGCUGUUUAAAAUUUUGCAUAUGGAUUUUAUUGGCUGCACUAUUCUGACAUCAGUUUAAUUUAUUAACUGCUGCUGUAGUUUUAAAAAAAAAUAUGUAUGCUAAAAGUUUUUGGUUUUUCAUG